Molecule: messenger RNA, 2469 nt
Organism: Closterium sp. Naga37s-1
Lineage: Eukaryota; Viridiplantae; Streptophyta; Zygnematophyceae; Desmidiales; Closteriaceae
Source: the annotation of a GenBank genome assembly
AUGAGAGCCUCUGGCCACUCCCUCACCUCCCUUCGCCUGGGGCCCACUCCCACGGAUGCAUCCCACUGGGAAGACCCGUAUGGGCAUGCCCAGCAACAGCAGCAGCAGCAGCAUGAGGAGCAGCGCGGCCAUGCAGAGCAGCAGCGGCAUGCAGCAGAGCAGCAUGAGCGCAUCUCCCCGGUGUUUCUCCAGCACUGCCCUUGGCUGCAGCAGCUGCACCUGGAGCGUGCCGACUGGAACCUCAGCACCCUCCAUCCCUCCUGGUUCAAGGCCUUACGGACCCUCACCAUCCAUCAUUCCCACUGCACCGCCUCGGAUUUCGAGUUCCUGGCCCAGAUCACACCGCAGCUGCACGAAAUCUCACUCUACGUUCUCAACCAGGGGCACUGCACCCUCAACUUUGCAUUCUCCGCUGCUCAAUCCAUCCACCUCGUGUUGGACCAGCACAGAGUGCACCUCGCGCUCUCCCUCCCUGCCUCUCUCAACUCCCUGUCUGUUUCAGCGGAUUCUCUCGACCUGGACUGUAGCUGUGAAGCCCCUCUCUCCCUCGACUUCCUCAUGCUGAUUGGUCGCAAGCGCCUCGUGGUGGCAUCGCUCCCCCUCGCAUCGGCCAAAGACGUCUACCUGAACGCACCAAGCAUGCACGAGGAGUCAGUCAAUCCUCUGGCCAACCCCCCUCACUCCCUCAGCAACCCCUCUCACUCACCUCAGAUUUCUCCGAAUCAGCCUUCCAUCUCCUGGGAACUUUACUCUCCAUCCAUCUCUGAAUCCUCCUUGAUCCGCGUGCUGCAAUCAGUAGCCCCCACAGUGGAGGCACUGAUGGUGCCACACUCGCUACCAAUAGAGGCAGUGGAGGGCGAGUGGAGGGAGCUGCACCGCCUGGCAAUCGGUGUGCAUCGGAGCAAGGCGGGUGGGGGAAGGUGCAGGACGACAGUGGAGGCAGCAGAGGCUCGUGCGGGCGGCAUCAGCCGUUUGUACCCGAGGAGAGGUGGCGUGGGGGAAGGAGGAGACAGAGGCAGUGGCAGGGAUGGCGGCGGUGGCAGUGGCAGUGGCGAUGACAGCGAGGAUGUGGUUGAUCUGCUGCCUGGCCCCAUCUGGCACAUCAUCUUCCGCCACCUACUGGCACAUCAUUUUCCGGAAAAUCAGGGUGAAUCCUCGGGUGCAUUGCAGCAGGAAGCAGGCGGCACCGCGAACGCCACAGCUCUUCCGUUUCCUGCCAUCACGGAGCAGCAUGCGGAGGCAUUGCGGAGCUUCGGCGCCUCCUGGCCUCUGCUGUUCUCUACCAUCGCUGUGACCAUCUAUGUGGCCAUCUAUGUGACCAUCUAUGUGACCAUCUAUGUGACCAUCUAUGUGACCAUCUAUGUGGCCAUCUAUGUGACCAUCUAUGUGACCAUCUAUGUGGCCAUCUAUGUGACCAUCUAUGUGACCAUCUAUGUGACCAUCUAUGUGACCAUCUAUGUGACCAUCUAUGUGACCAUCUAUGUGACCAUCUAUGUGACCAUCGCUGUGUGUGAGCAGGAGUUGGAGCCCAUGACGCUCGUUUUCAACACAGGAAUGCUCUCCUUCUUCCUGCGGCACGCAGCUCACACAUCCCUUGAUCUCCUUCUCAACAGCCCCCAAGAUCUGGACAGCAUCGGCCGUCUCUUGCAGCCCUCUAUACGCUCCCUCACAAACCUGUGCAUUGGGCUCAAGGAACCACCCGGGGGAAUUGAGCCUAUCAUUAAGGAGAUUCACCUGAUGAAUCCGGCAUUCCUCAAGGAGUUUGAGAAUCUGCAGCGGGUGAAGCUAGGUCGCGGGACCUGGCAACUAGGCGACCUGGAUCCAGCAAAAUUCAAGGCUUUAAGGAGCCUGAGCAUCCACGAUUUCAAUUGCGACGGAAAUGAGCUGUCCUUUCUUUCAUCCGUCGCACCGCAGCUGCAUGAACUCGCUCUCGCCUCCUCCAGCCAUGGCUCUGGCUCCACCACCCUCGAUUUCAAGCUCACUGCUACUCGAUCUAUCACAGUCUGCUUUGAGAAACAAGCGCUCCUCCUCCGCUUCACCAUGGCCCCCUCUUUAAAGUCCCUCUCGGCCACUGCAGCGUUUCUCAACGUGGAUUGCACAUGCGGCAGCCGCCCCUCUCUCGACUCGCUCUCUCUCAUUGGCCGCUCGCAGCUUCUCGUAACUUCGCUCCCAUUGGCUGCCGCCAAAUCCGUCUACAUGAACGGACCAACCGUUCGAGAAAAUCGUUGGCGUGCGUUUCCCUGUUCCGAUCUCGAAUCUCAGCGCACCGUGACCCACCUGCUCAGCAGCAUAGCGCCUACAGUGGAGUCGCUUAUAGUGAGUGCCUAUGGGUGCCAUUCUGGGCCACCGCCCUCCCUGCUGCUGAUGGGGCUGCCUGCCGUUUGUUGUCUGCUCCUGCCAGGGCACGGGGCUGCUGCUCCACCAGCUAGGCACAGUGAAGCAGAGGUGGUGAUGAUGUUGGGUGGCUGA